Adineta steineri is the source of this 282-nucleotide messenger RNA. The record is from the annotation of a GenBank genome assembly. Lineage: Eukaryota; Metazoa; Rotifera; Eurotatoria; Adinetida; Adinetidae.
AUGGCUACUCCUUGUCCAUAUGAUUAUGAUCGAAUGCCACAUCCAGAAAAUGGUACUCCUAAUACUGGAGAGUUGGUUGAAUUAAUCUUCCAUAAAUUCAUACCACGCCUAAAUUUUAUUGUACGACAAACAAAAGGAAAUGUCUACAAGAAUACAAAAGCAGAUGAAAUCAACAAAACAAUGAUUCUUGUAACAAAUUUUUUAGAAAACAGGCCAGAAUAUGAUGAUCACGUUGUACGUAUUAUUAAGUUUGCUUCGGAAGAAAGCUUGCGUGGGCAAUAA